This is a messenger RNA of Monosiga brevicollis MX1, 3053 nucleotides long. RefSeq lists its product as uncharacterized. NCBI's taxonomy places the organism in Eukaryota, Choanoflagellata, Craspedida, Salpingoecidae. Gene Ontology annotation, biological process: DNA-templated transcription. The transcript is spliced from 28 exons. Gene Ontology annotation, molecular function: DNA binding. The record is from RefSeq and is a predicted model, not a curated record. Bases 1 to 2832 code for a protein of 943 amino acids.
AUGCUGAAUCAAUGCUAUCUUGAUUCGGAGGAGUUUACUGGCAACGAUGGAUACCGGGAGCCUGAUGGCCUGUAUGGUGAUGGUGCCGUGGCUCACGGCGCAGACCGCGGGUACCUCGAGGUCAACAACCAAUGGCGGCGUGGCGAUAUGGGCUACCUUCCCGUUGCACCCACCCAGGGUGACGCUGUCGAUGCGCAAGCGCUGUAUGACCGGGCCGGUGCGGGUGGCGCCGUGGGCAUGUAUGCACAGCGUCAUCCUGAAGCGGCCUACGACAACCCCCGUGCACUCUUGGCCGACAUUCGUGGCGAGCAAACUGAGUUUGUCAACCCGGCCUUUGAGGCGCCGUAUGACGUGGCGACUCGCUCGUCAGAUCCGGGAUAUCGUCAAGUCGCCGAUUUGCUCAAGAACAAGAAGAAAGCCAAGUCGCAAUAUCAACAUGUGGAUGCGUUGCCUUCCAUCCCCUCAGAGAUGUUGUCACAUCCGGACCGUCGUGCCGUGGUCGAGGUGAUGAACGAGUACGAUCAAGUGCGCCGCUCUGUGCGGGGCCGCCCAUCGGUGCAUGGUGGAAACCUCUAUGGCGAUCACGCCGUUGAGGAUGACGAAGAGGGUCUCUACGCCGAGACAGGCUACGCGAGCGUGCCAAAAUGGGUCGCGCGAGAUGCCGAUUUGCCUCGGGUUGACCUGGAUGAAGUGCAAUACCAUGCUGCCGAGGGCGGUCAGGAACCCAUCCCCAUUGCUUCCUUUGAACAUGCCAAUCUCAAGCUGAAACGCGCCAAUCAGCUGCUCAACAUCAAGAUGUUUGAGGGCUCAACCGCGCGGACUGCAAGUCAGCGGGUCAUGGUGGCCGAAACGGAACAGCUGACCUACCAAGGUGCAGCAGAAAGCAACGGUCUGCUCCAGCCGCGCUACCUCUUGGCCCGUCGCAGCGCUGACGGCAAGACCUUGGACCUCUACGACGCCCGUGUUUUCCGUUUGCAACCGGUUCUCAAGGAUUCGGAAAGUGAAAAGAAUACCAGGACGCUGGACUCGGGCGAGCGGGUAAUGCAAGCCCGUGCCGAUCUGACAGAAACGUUUGGAGGCAAGAAGAAAAAGGCUCAGCUACAUGCCUUGGAACGCAACAAGUUCGUGUUUGGCCACCCCACAUUCCAGCCGUGCUUUGUCACAGCAAGCUUGACUCUUACUCAUUGCUUGCCAUGCAUGGGCUUAUUCCCGCACGCGCCCACACACAGAAUCGAUAGCAAAGCAUUGGCUGCUGUGGGAGGUGUCAUGUACGAAGCACUAUCCAAGCCCAUGGAUAUCGAUUCCGACCCUGCCAAGCAAGACCAAGACCGCUUCCGCCCGGUGCCCCAAUAUGACCCUGCUGCCACCGUACCAGCUGACGUGUAUCCACUCAAACAUUUGAUCUCGCAUGCCGAUGCCUCGGCUGUGGCCGAGUUGUGCAAGCCCUUCACCGCGGCUGAUGAACAGACCGUGGCCAAGUGGAAGGCCACCAACAAAUUCUCGCCGUUGGUUUUUGACGGCCUGGACCUUCUCGUGACCAAGAGUGGGAGUGCCAAAAAGAUGCUGGCUCGCGUUUUGCAAUACCUGGUUGAGUUGCUCAAGUUUUACAACUAUGUUCGAACACAUCGCAAGAUUGUGGCCAUUGAAGUGAAGGAAGAGCUGCAGAGCGUGCCGCCUGCUAUUAUUGACUCGUUUAUGGACAAAUUUGUCUUCAGCGAUAGCACGGGCCAGACGCCUUCAGUCCGUGAGAAUGGGGCCAACUUGUCCAAGCGUAACAUGCAUUUGCUGAUUCACCAUCUCCUUGUAUUGGCAUUCCACGCUCGUGGUUUCUCAAAGCUGAGCAGCGCACGCGUUGCCGAAGCCCUGUCCAUGGCCCCUGCCACAGCGGUGACACACCUCAAGGCCAUUGGAUGCAAAUGCAGCGCCGUCAAGGCGACCCCUCAAACUGCCGCAUACCAUGUGGCCGAGCUGGUGGCACCGCUCCAGUUCCCCAAGGUCAAGCGAGGCCCGCCCAAGGCACCAAAAGUGGAUGAAGCUGAGGUCCAGGCUCAGUUUGAUGCCUACCUGUCCACCUUUGAUGUGGCCUCCGUGCUGACCAAGGAGAGCAAGGAGGCCCAGGAUGCAGUUGCCGAACAGCUCGCAAAAUUUGAUUCUUUCUGGAAAUUGGCUGCGCUUCGUUCUCGUGACUACGAUCUGGAGCUGGCAGCCAAAGUGCUGACCAACUACAUCAAAUGGCGCAAGGACUUCCGAGUUGAUGAGAUCACCGUUGACAACAAUGCCGAAUUCCGGGCCCUGAUCGAAAUGAACAGCGUCGUGCUGGCAGGCAACCAUGCCAAAGAAGGCUCCCUGGCCAUCGUGGUACGCCCCCGACGCAACGAUCUCACCCGAUUCACUCCUGAGGACAUUCUGCGCGCCAUGCACCUCGCCGUUGAGUACGGCCUGCGCCGUUUCCCCGAGGUGGCGCAAAGCAAGGGCUUUGCUGUGAUUAUGGACGUGACAAAUGCUUCGUCAUCUCAACUGGACCGCCGGAUUCCGCAAAACUUGGGGCCAGCUGUCUCAUACGCCUGGCCCAUCAAGAUUUCGGCCAUUUACGUCGUGAGCAUGCCCUUCUUUUUUCGCAUGAUUUUUCCCAUUGUCAAGAUGUUUUUUGAGGAGCGCCUGCGCAACAUGAUCACUGUUCUGCCUGGUGGCCCAGAUCAACUGAGCCAAUACUUUGACCUUGACCAGCUUGAGGAGGACCAGGGUGGCUCCUAUCAGUUCGAUGCCGAGGACUACAUUGCAUACAUCUCAAAAAUGCAAGCCGCGUCCGAUGCUCCCAACGAGGCAGAGUAGAGGCAGAGGGGCCACACCCGAGUGUGUUCUGCGCCUGAUGCGACACCCCGAUUUUUUAGAAGCGUCUUCCAUGUAGUCCUUCCGCUUUUAUGUCCAGCUGGCCUGCAUACUGAUCCGUGCGUGCUAUGAAGAGAACUCGUACCAAUCGACAAACAGGCAUGCCGCGAGUGCCAGUCCCGCAGUAAAACUUGCCCUAGCUGUCAAUUCAAAGUUGUUGUUUC